Molecule: messenger RNA, 1742 nt
Organism: Frieseomelitta varia
Lineage: Eukaryota; Metazoa; Arthropoda; Insecta; Hymenoptera; Apidae
Gene: Rpn8
Product: 26S proteasome non-ATPase regulatory subunit 7
Exons: 4
Coding region: 114-1076 (320 amino acids)
Biological process (GO): proteasome-mediated ubiquitin-dependent protein catabolic process
Cellular component (GO): proteasome complex; proteasome regulatory particle
Molecular function (GO): protein binding; metallopeptidase activity
Source: RefSeq, a predicted model, not a curated record
UCUACUGUUUACUCUUGGUUAAAAGGGUCUUUUGUGAAUGUACAGUGAAUGACUUGGAUGUUAUUUCUACUGUGACUACGUUCACUAGGCAAAGUUAAAGGAAUUGCUCAAAAAUGCCGAGUCAAGAGGUUGUAACUACGAAAGUAGUGGUGCACCCUUUAGUUUUAUUAAGUGUGGUGGACCAUUUUAAUCGUAUGGGAAAAAUUGGCAAUCAGAAAAGAGUUGUUGGUGUUCUUUUAGGAUGUUGGAGGGCUAAAGGCGUUCUUGACGUAUCAAACAGUUUUGCAGUACCUUUUGAUGAAGAUGAUAAGGACAAAAGUGUAUGGUUCCUCGAUCAUGAUUAUCUUGAAAACAUGUAUGGAAUGUUUAAAAAAGUUAAUGCCCGUGAAAAGGUAGUAGGAUGGUAUCAUACUGGUCCCAAAUUACAUCAAAAUGAUGUUGCAAUUAAUGAAUUGAUUAGGAGAUAUUGUCCUAAUUCGGUUUUGGUCAUUAUUGAUGCUAAACCCAAAGAUCUUGGCCUUCCAACAGAAGCAUAUCAAGCUGUUGAAGAAGUUCACGAUGAUGGUUCUCCAACAUCUAAAACAUUUGAACACAUCCCUAGUGAAAUUGGUGCAGAGGAAGCAGAGGAAGUAGGUGUGGAACACCUACUAAGAGAUAUAAAGGAUACCACAGUUGGUACUCUUAGUCAAAGAAUUACAAAUCAACUACUAGGUUUAAAAGGUCUUCACGAACAAAUUAGAGAAAUUAGAGAUUAUUUGCUACAAGUUGGUAGUGGUAAAUUACCUAUCAAUCAUCAGAUUGUUUAUCAACUCCAAGAUAUUUUUAAUUUACUACCCGAUAUGACACAGAGUAGCUUUGUUGAUUCACUGUAUGUGAAAACGAAUGAUCAAAUGUUGGUUGUGUAUCUUGCUGCUCUUGUUAGAUCCAUAGUGGCUUUACACAACUUGAUCAAUAAUAAAUUAACCAAUCGCGACGCUGAAAAAAAAGAAACCGAUAAAAAAGAGACAAAAAAGGAUGAGAAGAAAGAAGAAGAAAAAAAGGACGAGAAAGAUAAAAUAAAAAAUAAAAGUCAGUGAAUAAAGUGAAAUUGAGACUAAUUUGUGUGAUUGAAACUGUUAACAUUGCAAAGAAGUUCACAAAAUUUGCAAAAUUUGUUCAUACAUGUACAAAUGAAUUUUGUGCUUACAAACGAUUUCAAAAUAACACCAAAAUAAUUCGGAUGCAUCCUUGUUCUUAAAGUGUUCUACCAUAAUAUGAUACAUACAUUAAAUAAAAGAUAUGAUAGUAAAAACGCAGUUACACAUUUCCAUCAUCAUUUAUAGUAAAACACGAAUUAUAAUAAAUACAUUGCACAAUUAAUAAAAAUUUUAAUAUCAAACAACGUUUACGAGGCAUAAUACAAUUGUGUCCAUUAUGUUUAAUUCAAAUGAGAAAAAAAAUCGUGUUCACUAAUCGUUUUUUUUGUUUCAUAUUAGGAAUGAGAAACUGCUUCAAACUAUUUAUAACUUUUAUAUAAUGUAUCGAUAUCGAUAAGAAAAAUUCAUAAUUUCUUCAUAAACUAAUAUCAUUCAAUUGUCGUUCGAAGUACGUUGAAAUAUGUCGAUGUUUUCUAUAUUAUCUGAAAGUAGCAGAUAAGAUUAAGAUUAUAAGAUGCAAUUCUUAGGUAUUACAAACAUAUUUUCUAGAGAACCUGAGCUUUCUUAUCAAUACUGCGUUAUUAAUAAAAAAAUUGAUCAUUCGAA